AUGAAGGCUCUCCCGGCUGCAGUUCUGUGCCUGUGCACCCUGGCAGCCUUCUCUGACUGUGUCACCGUCCAGGUGGGAAAGUUCUCAUUCCCCCUGGAGUCUGUGAAGAAGCUGAAAGACUUCAUGGACAAUCCUCUUCAGCUCAGUGUCAGAUCCGCCCCUCUGUGUGCCAACUCUGACAUUCCCAAGGAGUUCCUGGACCUCUGUGCCACACCAGACGCUGACCAGAUAUUUGAGGAGCUAAAACCCAUCGCGAGAUCCCCCGAGCUUUGUGAGAUUUGUGCUUUUGCUGCAUGUGCCGGCUGUUGA
Messenger RNA from Mauremys mutica (yellowpond turtle), 309 nucleotides. RefSeq names its product guanylin-like. NCBI's taxonomy places the organism in Eukaryota, Metazoa, Chordata, Testudines, Geoemydidae. Bases 1 to 309 code for a protein of 102 amino acids. Gene Ontology annotation, molecular function: guanylate cyclase activator activity. The transcript is spliced from 3 exons. Gene Ontology annotation, cellular component: extracellular region. The record is from RefSeq and is a predicted model, not a curated record.